AUGGCCUUUUCCUACACCCUCUACUUGAUAGUCGUAAGCGCAAUAGGCUUGGUCAGUGGCCAGUCUUCCAGCAAUGUCUCGCCAAACUCAUCUCUAGCGAAUGCACCUUACAAGGACCCUUCCCUUCCAGUCGAGACUCGCGUGCAAGACCUCCUCUCUCACAUGACUAUCAAUGAGAAAGCAGCCCAAUUGAUGCAAGGCGACAUCUCCAACUGGCUGAACACGACCACGGGUGUUUUCAACCGAUCAGGGCUGGUGCAAAACUUCGAGCAGAAAGCCGGCAUGUUCUACGUCGGAUAUCCCAUCUCCUGGGAGUGGCUUGCUACGAACAUCAAGCGAGGACAGGAUUACGCUGUCAACGAGACGAGAUUGGGCAUUCCUGCCAUUGUGCAGACCGAAGGCAUCCACGGCUUUCUGAUCAGAAAUGCUACAAUCUUCAACAGUCCCAUUGCCUAUGCAUGCUCUUGGAACACGUCCCAAGUUCACGACAUGGCUGUCCAGAUUGCUAAAGAAGCGCAAGCGCUCGGGGUCUCCCAACUCUUCGCACCCGUCACAGAUCUAGCCAGGGAACUCCGUUAUGGUCGAGUCGAAGAGACAUUCGGCGAAGACGGCUAUCUCGCUGGGGAAAUCUCCGCCGCCUACAUCAAAGGCGUGCAAUCCCUUAAUGUCAGCUCCAUGGUCAAGCACUUCAUAGGCUCCAGCGAGCCAGAGCAAGGUCUGAACACAGGUCCAGUCCAUGGCGGCGAAAGACAGCUUCGAACGACCUGGUUCCCAGCCUUCAAGAAAGCCAUCAUCGAUGCUGGAGCGUGGGCUAUUAUGAGUGCUUACAGCAGCUACGACGGCAUACCUCAAGUUGCAGAUGAACAUACCUUGACAGAGAUUCUGAGAGACGAGUGGGGAUACGAAUACUUCGUGUCGUCCGAUGCGGGUGCUACUGAUCGAUUAGCCAAUCCGUUCUACAUCUGUCCAACGCCGUUGAACAAGUACAACAACCCAAUCACAGAGGGCAACGAGUGCGUAACCCUCAACGCGCUGCCUGCUGGAGGCGAUGUCGAAAUGGGUGGUGGGAGCUUCAAUUAUCGAUCCAUACCGGACCUGGUUGCCUCUGGACGUCUGAGUGAGGAUAUUGUCGAUCGAGCUGUGAGCCGGGUGUUGAGGACAAAGUUCACGAUGGGACUGUUUGAGAGACCUUAUCAGAUUGCCCCGAAGGAGCAGUGGGGCGGCAUCAUCAACACACCUGAAGCUAAGCAGCUUGCGAGGGAAGUCGAUAGGGAUAGUAUUGUUCUGUUGAAGAAUGAUCACAACAUCCUUCCGAUCACAGUCAUCGGCCCCAUGGCCCACGGAUACAUGAACUACGGCGAUUAUGUUGUCAACGCCUCCCAAUACCGCGGCGUGACGCCCCUGGAUGGCAUCCGCGCCGCAAUCGACUCUUCCAGCGUAACCUACGCCCGAGGCUGCGAACGUUGGAGCCUCGACCAAAGUGGCUUUCCAGAAGCCAUCUCCGCCGCCUCAGAGGCCGAUGUUGCGGUCAUAGUGGUAGGGACCUGGUCCCGCGACCAGGUGGAGCUCUGGGCGGGCCUCAAUGCAACCACAGGCGAACACGUGGACGUCUCCUCCCUCGACCUUGUAGGCGCCAUGCGACCCCUCGUCCAAGCCAUCAUCAACACCACCACGCCCACCGUAGUGGUAUUCUCCUCAGGGAAACCUGUCACAGAAUCCUGGAUCUCCAACACCACCGCCAGCCUCGUCCAGCAAUUCUACCCCUCCGAGGAAGGCGGCCAUGCACUCGCCGACAUCCUUUUCGGCGACGUGAACCCCAGUGGUAAGCUGAGCGUAAGCUUCCCUCACGACGUAGGCACUCUCCCAGUCUACUACGACUAUCUCAACUCCGGCCGUACCACGGAUCCCGGAUUCCUCGGCGAAGACGGGAUUCUCUACUUCGGCCACCAAUAUGUCCUCAACACACCCCAGCCAUGGUUCCCCUUCGGCUACGGUCUCUCCUACACAAACUUCACCUGGUCAAACGUCUCCCUCUCGGCCACAAAUGUCUCCUCAUCCGAUACCAUCACAGCCUCUAUAUCCCUCACAAACAGCGGAGACAGACCAGGCGCAGAAGUCGUCCAGCUCUACGUCAAAGACGUGCUCGCAAGCGUUGACAUUCCGAAUAUUCAGCUGAAAGGGUUUGACAAGGUCUUUCUCGAGGCUGGGGAGAUGAGAGAGGUGAGCAUUGAUUUGGAUGUGGGCGAUGUUGGCCUGUGGGAUAAGAAGAUGGAGUAUGUGGUAGAGAAGGGGCAGUUUGUGGUGUAUUUGGGGGCGAGUAGUGCGGAUUUGGGGAGGAAUGCGAGUUUUUGGGUUGUUUGA
Molecule: messenger RNA, 2361 nt
Organism: Zasmidium cellare ATCC 36951
Lineage: Eukaryota; Fungi; Ascomycota; Dothideomycetes; Mycosphaerellales; Mycosphaerellaceae
Product: glycoside hydrolase family 3 protein
Exons: 2
Coding region: 1-2361 (786 amino acids)
Biological process (GO): glucan catabolic process
Molecular function (GO): beta-glucosidase activity
Source: RefSeq, a predicted model, not a curated record